Messenger RNA from Prunus avium (sweet cherry), 2761 nucleotides. RefSeq names its product F-box protein At3g07870. The record is from RefSeq and is a predicted model, not a curated record. Gene Ontology annotation, molecular function: protein binding. Lineage: Eukaryota; Viridiplantae; Streptophyta; Magnoliopsida; Rosales; Rosaceae.
CUCAUAGCUUAUAACUGAUGCCCUGAGUUCCUGCGAAAAACCGUUCUCCUUUCUCCUUCCUUGUGCCAAUUCAAACUCAACUUUCUGUUCAUGGAAAUGGAAGAUUGGUAGUGAUCUUCUUCUUCACCCGUUUUUGAGGUAGCGAUCUUCCUCUUCACUCGUUUUUGAGGUAGCGAUCUUCGAGUAUUCACCCAAGCAGAAACCUCAAAGUAGUCGAAAGUAAUUGGCUCUCUCCCCUAUUAGAGGUUAGGGUUUUCAUCUCUCUCCCUGCAUCUGCAACUGCAACUGCAACUAGGGCUUAAUCUUCAAGAUUCAUAUAUUAGCCAUGACAAGGAAAAGAAAAUCAACAGCUAAGGCCAUCGAAAUAGGAAUCAAAGGAAAACAAAUUCAACAAAUUCAAGAAAUGGGUCCUUUUAUAUCAGAUCUUCCAAAGUCUGUACUUCAAGAUGUUCUAACAAAGCUGCCGAUAAGGAGCAUUAUCAUGUGCAAACGUGUCUGCAAGGCUUGGUAUUCUCUGAUUUCAGACCCUGAAUUUGCUAAGCUGCACCUUGCACAAGCUGAGGCCUGUCCUUUGGUCAGACCCUCCGCCCCAACACGCGUGUCAAGGACCGUUUACUUGCUUGAGCCGGAAGAGAAGUCUGAUUUUGACUUGAAGGACUUUGUCGGUGAUGGUGGCACAUCGGAGUGUAUCCACUUUCACCUCCGAAUGAAUUUUUGCAAAUUCAAGAUCCCUUUGCGGAAUGCUGACCAAGCCAUCCAUGCAAUGCGUAAUAGGAAAGGUAGAACUAAAAGGAAACCUUGCAUUAAGUUGGAGCCAUUGGAUCACAAAUACAUGUAUGUGAAUUCGUGUAAUGGCUUGCUUUUCUUGGCUGAAACAUUCUACAACGAUCCUCUUGUUGUGUGCAAUCCAAUAACGGGUGAAUUUUUACAACUUCCUGAAUCUUCCAAGGAUGAGAGUCAAGAGAGAUUAUCCAUACGCUGUGCAUUAGGUUACAGUCCGAAGACUAACCAAUAUAAGGUGUUGAGAGUCUUUAGUCAAGGAACACCCAAUCUAGUUCGGAUGGUUGAGUUGUACACACUUGGGCAGCGUUCAUGGAAAUCUCUUGGUACUGCUCCCACGUCAGCAGCAUAUAUGCUAUUGACAUUGCCCACCUAUCUUAAUGGAGAGCUUUAUUGGUUUUACUAUGAGAGUUCAUAUGAGAUAGCUUCUUUUGACUUUGACAAUGAGCAAUUUCACUCAGUUCCAACACCUCCUUUUGAACUGGAGGAAUGUCAGCAUGUGAGCUUGGGACUUUUGGGAGGUUCUCUUUGUGUAUGCUAUGCUCAUGAGAAUUGUAUCAAUGUGUGGGUAAUGGAAGAUUACGGUACACAAAAAUCUUGGACCAAUAGAUUUUCUAUUAAGACUGAUGAUGGUGUGUGGUGGCCAAAUGGUUUAUAUGAACCAAUGAGAUACUUAAAAAAUGGGGGUUUGUUGAUGUUUAACCAUUCUACUGUCACCUUGAUUUACUAUCACCCAAGAAACUACAGAUCGUUAAUUUAUCUUAAGCUUCGUGGGUUUAGUCCAUAUUUUGAAGCAAUUAGUCAUGUUCCAAGCUUCAUUUCUCUCAAGGACAUUUUGAUGGGCAAUGAUGUAGAAGUACUCAAUAUAAAUUCAAGGUGUGCAGAGUGCAAGCUUCCCGGAGAGACUAGAGGUCUUGAUUUGGUGAAUUUGGAUGCAGACAUAGCAUCAGAUGAUCGUUCUUUUAAGGAAUUUAGAAUGAAACAGGGAUUCUACCGGUGGCAAUAAUGCAGCCUUACAGUGGGCUAAAUAACUUCUCAUGGAGUGGCAACUUUCAACCUACAUCUGGAGGGUUUGAGUUUUUGAGUUUUUGAGUCAAAUACCCUGAACCUUGCUUCCCCUCUAACCUAAAGUUACCAGCUAAUGCAUUGUUCUCUUGGGUACACUCCGAAUCAGAUUAGGAGAAUGGAGGAAUCAGUUUGGAUUCGAAAAACAGCUGAACCGGUUGAGCUCAUUCGAUUGGUAAAGGCAAUAAAGAAGGAGCUUUGCAGAGAGGUAGUGGUUGAAUUGCCACAGCCUUUGAAACUGAAGAUAACCAAUGAGAUAGUUGAGAGGUUGAAAACCUUGAGGCCCAAAGCAAAUGUUACUGAGGAGAGAGAAGAUCAAAUUUUGCCUGGCGGUGCCGCCUCCACCUGAAUGCCAUGCGGAAGUUCAUACAGAUUAUGAAGGAUCUCUAAAUUAAGAUACAAGCCUUAGCUUUAGCUUUUCACCGGUUAGGGUGAGCUUGGAUCAAGGUAAACGUGCCAAGCCUAAUGAAAAGAGAUGUAAUAUAUGGCUAUACUGCCUGUUUGAAAGCAUUUGCCAUUCUCCAGAUAUCUAUGAGCAUAGACUUGGACAGUGCUGGCUGAAAUACGCAGAAACGCUGAAACUCAAUUUUAAGGACAAGUAUCCUGAAUCAUACAGAAACUCCCAUCCAUCUGCACCACUUCUUGUUCCUUGGGCCUCUGGCAUUGUUGGUCCAUGAUAGGAUUUCACCAGAAAAAAAGGACAAACCCUUGUCAUUGUAAUGUGACCUACAAAGGCUACCAAUGCUUUGAAAAUAUCACAAAACACAUGCAGAUAGCUUCACUGGAAUCUAUAAUCAUGGUCUCCCUGGGUUUAUAUACUCUUGUUCCUUUCAAAUUGUUUGUAAGAGAGUGGGGUGGAGUCACUGAAGGUUAAGCUAUGCCCCAUGCUUGUUUGUUCACAAGUCAUUUUUUAUAA